Messenger RNA from Aureobasidium melanogenum CBS 110374, 1188 nucleotides. RefSeq names its product SGS-domain-containing protein. The record is from RefSeq and is a predicted model, not a curated record. Gene Ontology annotation, molecular function: protein-folding chaperone binding. The transcript has a single exon. Bases 1 to 1188 code for a protein of 395 amino acids. NCBI's taxonomy places the organism in Eukaryota, Fungi, Ascomycota, Dothideomycetes, Dothideales, Saccotheciaceae. Gene Ontology annotation, biological process: protein stabilization.
AUGGAUCAAGCAAAACUUGGAGCGGAAGCACUCAGCGCAGGUAACUAUGCCGAGGCUAUCAAACAAUACACGGCCGCCCUUGCAGUCUCACCAACAUCGCCCGACUACCUUAUCAAACGAUCUACCGCGUAUCAGAGAAGCAGCCCGCCGGACUACGACUCUGCCCUCGCCGAUGCCAACAAGGCUGUCCUCGACGCACAAAAGAGAGGAAAACGCGAACUCAUCCUUCAGGGUCAGCUGCGACGAGCAAUAGCACUCUUUGGCCUUGAGCGUUACCCAGAUUCGAAAUUCUGCUUCGAGGUCGUCAAACGUAUGGACUCAAAAGAGAAGACAUUGCCUAUCUGGGAGAAUAAGAUCGCAACAAAGAUGGCUGCCAUGGAUGGAGCAAAGGAUGUGACUAUCAAGGAGACACCCGAUGAGGAAGAGGUGAAGAACGACAAGGCUGACUCAACACCCACACCGACUGCCGCUGCUACACCUGCACAACCCGCUGCAGUGGCCCAAACCCCCGCCGACAAGAUUCGUCACGACUGGUAUCAAAACAACGACAAGGUCUACUUCACUCUGCUUGCAAAGGGCGUUCCCAAGGACAAGGCCACAAUCGACAUACAGCCCCGCUCUCUCACCAUCUCCUUCCCUCUGCAAACCUCUUCCGACUACGACUUUUCGCUCGAACCUCUCUUCGCUGAGAUCGAUCCUUCAGCUUCUACAUUCUCCAUCAUGUCCACAAAAGUCGAAGUCGUACUCAAGAAGUCACAGCCCGGUCAGAAGUGGCCAUCACUCGAGGGCACUGAGUCCCCAACCGAGGCCGCAAAGUCCACGCCAUCAGUCGCUUCAGCGCCCAUUCAAUCGUCUAGUACCGCACAGAAAGCUCCUUCUUACCCUACCUCCUCUCGCAGUGGGCCUAAGGACUGGGACAAGCUCGCCUCAGAAGCCCUAGCCAAGCCCAAGACCGGCGACUCAAAAUCUGGAAGCAAGAUGGAAGAAGAGGAUGAUGAUGAAGGUGGUGACCCAGUCAACGGCUUCUUCAAGAAGCUCUACGCUGGUGCUGACGCAGAUACCCGCCGUGCCAUGAUGAAGUCGUUCAGUGAGAGCAAUGGUACUGCUUUAAGCACGAACUGGGAAGAGGUCAAAAAAGGCAAGGUCGAGACGAGUCCUCCUGAAGGUCUUGAGGCUAAAAAGUGGUGA